Messenger RNA from Daucus carota subsp. sativus, 5045 nucleotides. RefSeq names its product ENHANCER OF AG-4 protein 2. The coding region runs from base 245 to 4615 and encodes 1456 amino acids. The record is from RefSeq and is a predicted model, not a curated record. Lineage: Eukaryota; Viridiplantae; Streptophyta; Magnoliopsida; Apiales; Apiaceae. The transcript has 12 exons.
AUAAUUGCAUCGAAGCCUAUUGGGCUGAAUCUCUUUGAUACCCAUCAUCACCAACACACUCAACCGCCUCAUCAUCAUUCUUCCCUCCCUGCAAUCUCUCUCUACAUUACACACAACUUUCUGUAUCUAUAUCUUUCACACACACUCUCCGCUUCAACAAUUCUAGACUCUUCUCAAUCCCACGUCUCAAUUGAGUGUCGGAAACGACGUCGUAGCUUGGUUUUCGAGGGUUUUGUGGCCGCCCAUGGCUCCGGGGCGAAGGCGCGGAGCGAGAGGUGCGAAAACGAAGCAGUUGAAGUUGGGAGAUCUUGUGCUCGCUAAAGUUAAGGGACACCCUGCCUGGCCUGCUAAGAUUGGCCGACCUGAAGACUGGGAGAAAAUUCCAGAUCCUAAGAAAAUUUUUGUGCACUUCUUUGGAACAGACGAAAUAGCUUUUGUUGCUCCUGCCGAUAUUCAGGAAUUUACUAUUGAGGCAAAGAAUAAAUUGGCAGCUCGCUGCAAAGGUAAAACUGUCAAAUACUUUGCUGAUGCUGUGAAGCAAAUAUGUGCAGCAUUUGAGGAGCUACAGGAAAAAAGUUCGAAUGGUGUGGGAGCUGACACUGAUAAAUCUGAUUUUGGAUCCGAGGCUCCGUCUGCUCAUAGCGUGCCAGAUGAUGCUGGAGUGACUGCCUUAGAAGUUAAAAAUGCUGUAGAUGAGCUGCAUGGAGAGGAGGUGCUUGAAGUCCCAGCAGAUCACAGUUUUGGUUUGGAGGGCUGUUCCCAGAGACAAGGUGAGAUGGACAGUAAAGACAGCAAGUCAAAAAAUAGGGAAGGCACUGUAGUUCCUUCAGAGCCCUCUUGGAUAGUGAAUCACAUCAAAGGCUUGAUUGCUAGUAAGGACAGUAGUCAUUCUGAGGCAGGACGAUCUUCGGGUGGAGGUGGAAAGGACAGUUCUUUACCAGUGCCUUCAUCAAUUAAUCCACAGUAUGUGGAUAGUGGACCUAAAGAAGCUACAAACGGUCACAACUCAAAAAAGAUAAUUUCUGGGUCAAGAAGAAAGCUUCAAGCUGAUAAUCAAGUGCAAAAAGUUAAUCGUUCAGGUGCAGACAAGUCAUCGUUACAUGGUAAUUCUAGUGAUCAUGCGAAUAUGCUUAAAUCUGGUGAAGGUAGAGCAUGGAAAAGGUCGGGUUCCAGUGGUAUAAAAGAAUACUCUCCAGAUAAGUCAAGAUCUAAUCUGGAUAUUCCAAGUGACAAAAGAAAAAAGCAAAAUUUGACAGAUAAAGUACAUCCUGAUCGAGCAGAAGAUUUACUGGACAAGAAGGUUACUACUACUAAGAAGCAUGACGUAGCUGACCUUUCUGGCAGGAAUUCUGUUACCAAGUCCCAAAUUGGUCAUGGAAAGAACAAUUUGGUAAUUGAUGCGGCUUCACAUCCUGUCAAAAGAUCUAAAUCUGAAGAUAUUACCCUUGAUAACUCCAAGGGGUCUGUCCAAAAAAACCAGCACAAUGGCCAACUUGAUAAUAAAUCAAGGAGCACAGAAUUUAGAAGGUCUAUGUUGCAAGGUAAUGUUGAAGACUGCUUUGCACCUAGGGAUGAGGAGGUUUUCCCGCCUAAUAAGCGGCAGCGUCAGGUACCUGACAUUGCUGAUGGCUCUUCCACUAGGGCAUCUGACAGCAAAACAGGAAAAGGGCCUGUUCGGAAAAGUGACAGUUUUUCUGAUAAAGCCAAAUCACCAGCUGGUCAAUAUCCAAAAAAGCGGAGAGCUGUUCGCCUGUAUGAUGAAGAUGAUGAUGAGCCUAAGACUCCAGUUCAUGGAGGACAUGUCAGAAAGGUUGAUGCACCUUUAGGUGUCUUGGGUUCUGUAAAAAAUGGUCCUUCUAAGAGUGGACAGGCGACAGGCAUACUUAAUGAUAGCGUCCCAUUGAAGGUGUCUUUGUCAACUGUCAAAGUACUUAAUGAGUCCUCGAUGAGUUCUCACAAGCAUGUAGAAGUACAGAACCCCAUACAAGCCUCGACACAUAUUCCCGUUAGUCAUAUGAAAGCUGAAUCCGUUAUGAAAUCUUCUGAGGAGUCAAAACAACUUGGACUAUCUCCAGUGCAAUCUCCCUUAUCGGUUUCCACUAGGAAGCCUGUCGUAGAAUCUCUUAAAGCCAAUAUGCUAGUGGGCAAGACAUCUGAUAAUAUUUCUUAUCGGAAUUCUCAAUCUAAGUCUAAUAAAAACAUGGUUGUGUCUCCUGAUUGCACAAAUCAUUCUCCAAGUCAAGGAAUGCGUGAAAGAAAUAAAUCUAUUGCUUUUGUGGAAAGGAAGAAAGAUACUCCAAAAUCAAGCUCAAGGACGAAUGACUCGAUUCUUUUAACAGACAAAACUUUGGAUAUCAUUUCCAGUGGUGACAGGAUGGACAAAGACAAAGAAGCAGCCAGAGAAGAUAAAAUGUCUGUGCUCUUGGAUGCAAAGAUUGAGGACUCGUCUUCAUCUAUGAAGCAUCUUAUUGCAGUUGCUCAGGCGAAAAGAAGAGAAGCUUACUCUCAAAGCUUUUUUCAUGGAAAUUCUUAUUCCGAUGUGUCUGGAGGGAGUCCCAAUGUCGUGUUUGCUAUUCCACCUAUUCAACCAAGCUCGAUCAUCCAACCUGAUACUCAUGGAUUUAAUGCUCAGUCAACUGUACCUUCUCCAUCUUCUCAAAUUCCUCGGCCUUCAGCAGAUAAUCAUCCUGAGAUUGAAGAGUUUGAGGAUCUAAGAUAUGGUUCUGGGCAGCGAGCUGCUAAUGAUCCUCUUACUGGUGGCACUGAGGCAGCUGUUGCUCGUGAUGCAUUUGAAGGAAUGAUUGAGACCCUCUCACGGACUAAAGAAAGUAUUGGGCGUGCAACUCGUCUUGCAAUUGAUUGUGCCAAGUAUGGUAUUGCCAAUGAGGUAGUGGAGCUUCUCAUUCACAAGUUGGAAACGGAGUCUAGUUUUCAUCGCAAAGUUGAUUUGUUUUUUCUAGUGGAUUCCAUCACACAGUGCUCUCAUAGUCAGAAAGGCAUAGCAGGAGCUUCAUAUAUUCCUACAGUUCAAUCUGUGUUACCUCGCCUCUUAGGAGCUGCUGCUCCUCCUGAAGCUGGAGCUCGGGAGAACCGCAGACAAUGUCUAAAGGUCUUGCGUUUAUGGCUUGAGAGGAAAAUUUUGCCAGAAUCUCUUCUUCGAAAAUGUAUGGAUGAUAUAGGAGUUUCAAAUGAUGACUCAUCUGCUGGAGCUUUUUCAAGACGUCCAUCGCGAGCUGAGCGGGCAGUAGAUGACCCUAUUAGAGAGAUGGAAGGCAUGCUUGUUGAUGAAUAUGGGAGCAAUACUACAUUUCAGUUGCCUGGCUUUGUGACUUCUCAUGUUUUCGACGAUGAAGAUGAGGAAGACGAAUUUCAAAUUCCUACAUGCAAAGAACAUGCUGCUGAUAUAUCACCAGUCGAGCUGACUUCUACAGCUGAAGAAGCUCAGAAGCUUACAGUCGACCAAAAUGACAGGCGCCACUGCAUCUUAGAGGACGUGGACGGUGAGCUUGAAAUGGAGGAUGUAUCAGUCCACUUAAAGGAUGAAGGUGCUUCAUUCGAAAUUGUUUCAAAAGAAGAGCAAGGUUCAGACAUUAUAUUAGAAGCAGACUCAAAUACAUAUGCACAAUUGCCUUUUCCUAUGGGUUCCCCGCCAUCACCUCCUGAUUCUCCUCCUGCAACUCCCCCUUUGCCCACUUCACCACAACCACUAUCUAUACCUCCUCCACCGCCUCCAUCAGCUCCAUUAUCACCUCCUCCACCGCCACCUCCCCCUGCCCAACAGGCACAACCACAUCCUCCACCUCUUGUUAGCAUACUUCCAUACGUAGCUCCUCAGUCAUCUGUUAUACCUCAACCUUCUUCAUUACCUCAACAUGUGCACCCGCAUCCAUUUCAAGCAUCAGUAACAUCAUCUUCACCAAAUUUGGCAUAUCAACUUCAGGGUACCCAGCUUUCCCAGUUGGCCGGAAGUAAUCCUCAUGGAGCUCAUAUAGAUGCCAAUAUCAGGAAUGGGAUGUAUAUACAGCCACCAUCUUGCUAUGCCUCUUCAGGAGUUGGCAAUGUACAUGAGCCUACUGGUUAUAAUUCAGGAAGGCCACUUGAUUGUGGUAAUACUGAUCAGUACAUAAAUCAUCAAACUGCUCAACCCAGUCAACAAUUUCAAUCCAUGCCUAUGUCACAAAGACCUUUCCAUCCUGCUCCACCAUCGCAAGCCCCAUCGAGUCAGUUUUCAUAUUCAAAUUCAGCUGUCCAACAACGUCCUCAGCAUCAAUACCCACAACCAUACACAUUACCAUCACAUCCUGAUGGACCAAGACAAUAUCAUACUGAUGAUAAAUGGAGGAUGCAAUCAAGUGAGUUUAGCACCAAUAAUCCUAAUGGCCCAUGGAUAAAUGGAACGAGAAGUUCGUUGGUACCACCAGUCCCCCCAUUUGCUCAUGACGUGGCAGGUUAUUUUCGGCCACAUCUGGAGAGGCCUCCCUUAGUUCCUUCCAGCUUUCAACAAUCUGCUGUAAACGCAAUUCCAGUGGUACCUCCAAUCCCAGGACAAAAUGGUCCCCAGAUGAUCCCCUGUAGACCAGACAUGUCUUCACUUAGUUCCUGGAGGCCGGCUUAGGCCAAUCUAAUACUACAUGUUACUUCUGAGGGCCGUGGCUGAAGAAUUGGGUUGUUUGUAAAUCAUUUAGUGAAAUAUAUAUCAAGCACAGAACGGAGGUGUUACAAAGUUUUGAGGACUUGCAGGACUCUGUAUAUUAUAAUUUUUCCUGGCAGAUGAUUCUUGAAGAGAUUACUUCCAAGUGUAAGCCCAUGUUUCUCUUAAAUACAUCUAACAUUAACUGUUGUAAUUAUAUCUGUAGACUGUAGCACUAACAAAAAUGUUUUACACCUAAAUCUUUACGUUUAACAUAGGCUUAUUGAAGAACCACAGAUAAACUUCCUUUUAAACCUUAAUGAUUCACUUUUUGAAAAACUCUUUUGAGUUGUGUUUCUUUUCUUUUUUAGAAUUAUGUGAUGGGUUGGUAAUGAAAUAUUCUGUUAUUUGUUUA